Molecule: messenger RNA, 1353 nt
Organism: Durio zibethinus
Lineage: Eukaryota; Viridiplantae; Streptophyta; Magnoliopsida; Malvales; Malvaceae
Product: RPM1 interacting protein 13-like
Source: RefSeq, a predicted model, not a curated record
UUGAAUCAUCCAAAAUAUUUAUUUCGAUUCAAAGGAAAUUUACGAACACAAAAGGGGGAAAGAAAUUAGACUAUUAAAACGACGGGGUUUUAUCAUUUUUCCCCGAGGUUAUAUUUGGGGUGGCCAACGGUUCUUUUUCAAAUUCGGUGUUUCAAGAUUCAAGCUCCAAAACAGCGGGAUAACGAUAAGCGAUCAGGCUAGGGUUAAGAUUAAUGGCAAGGCGACCAAAACCGAAGAGAAGUGCAACAAUGGCGGAAAGGGUAGUGAAAGAGAUAUCACCUUCAUCGGCAAAGAAAGAUACGAGGUUAAAAAACCUGGCAUGUAAACAGGAGGAGGAAGAGCCAGGGGAUGGGAGUCCCCUGAGACCCAUAUUUUGUCUGAAAAAGAACGUGGACAUGAAGCGCAUUGAGGAGAUGGAGGAUUGCUUUAUUCUUGAAUUUAACCCUUUUGAUUCUGUUGACAUUGCCACCAAGGACAGCGAUGAUGUUGAUAUUUCCGUCGUCGCUGAGAAGGGCCAGGUGGCUUGCAGAGAUUAUCCACAUUCAAGACAUCUUUGCCUGCAAUAUCCCUUUGAUACUACAACUCAUGAGAGACAUUGUGACCUGUGUUACUGUUAUGUUUGUGAUUCAGCUGCUCCAUGUGAGUGUUGGAUGACACACUGUCAUGCUUCAGAGCAUGUUGAGGAUUGGAAGUCUCAAAGGAAUUUGAGGAUACAGAAAGUUCGGCCCGGAAAUUAUGAAGAAGCUCCCCAUUCUAUGCCUAGGUUCCUCGAACAUACAGCCUUUUGUUGAUGUCUUGUAGCAGUUAAUACCGGACACUCGAAAGAAAAGUGAUUAGUUUUGCCAUCACUUGGUCAAACUCAUGCUCAGAGUUUGGUUUUUUGCCUUUUGGACGCUUGAAAUAGGCUUCUAAUAUGUCAUGAAAGCUAACGUUUAAACUCUAAACAGGGAUGUGUACUAGUUUAAGUGGUUUAGCUUGUUUUAUUUGUAAGGAUAGAUAGAAUCAUUUGUCAAGUGAAUGAAAUAUAAGUAUUCAGUUUGAAUGAAGAAAUUUUGUAUUUAAAUUGUGUUUGAAGAGCACAAACUUUAUUUCUUUAACACUAAGCUUGAAAGUUGUUCUCUCUGCUUAGGUCUACUUACUGCUGCCAUAUUUAUUAGAAACCAGGGAAAAGAAGUUGAUUGCAUUAUACCUAUAGACCAAGAGGUCUGGUUACACUUGCACAGAAGUUCUUUCCGCAGAGAUCCUUUCAAAUUUAAACCAGGUGUUGUUAUUCUUGAACACUUUGACAGGCUGUUGACAUGCUCAAGAUUUGAUGUUUUCUUGUGGGCAAAAUCUUUGUCCCAUGAAGUUCGG